Molecule: messenger RNA, 1479 nt
Organism: Metarhizium album ARSEF 1941
Lineage: Eukaryota; Fungi; Ascomycota; Sordariomycetes; Hypocreales; Clavicipitaceae
Exons: 4
Coding region: 1-1479 (492 amino acids)
Source: RefSeq, a predicted model, not a curated record
AUGGGCAGUGAACGCUGGCAGCGUGACCGUUUCGAAGAUGACAGAUACUACAUGAGAGGUGGAAGAAGCCGAGAGCGUUCCGAGGAUCGCCAUGACCGCAGCCGGUACCGCGAAGACGACUUCGUGCGAGAUCGACGAUACUACGACGAUGAGCCCCGGUACGAACCGAGGAGAGAACCUGUCCGUCAUCCAGACUUCGGUCGUCGCAUCGUCAUGGAGAAGGAAAGAGACCGAGACUACUAUCGGGAUUCCUCCCCCCCUAGACCUUCUUUUCUCCGGCGUCAGUCGUCUCUAGAUACGUACGACCGACGACCGCUUCGCAAUAUUUUCGAUCAGCGUGAGGAAUACCCACCUCCUGCUAGACGAGAGGACAUAUUCAGGGACGACUAUCGAGCUGCACCAUACGCACCUAUUCCUCUCCCGAAAGCCAGAGGACUCCCCUCGCCCGGAAGGCGGGAUGAUCGAUAUUAUGAUUAUCGUCCGGAGUCGGACUUUUACCCAGAAGAUGAAUAUAGACCCAUGCCGGAGAGAUUAAGAGGGCGAGAAUUCAUCAGGGAGCGCGAAAGGCGAGACAGGAGUCGAGAAUCAAGGGGUACUCGAACCCACACCCACCGUAGCAGCUCGCGAUCCUCCAGCAGCUCAUCGAGCAGUGGUGGAGGAGCCACAAUUCGCAGCGAGUACCCAAAGAAGGGCAAAACGAAGAUUCCAGUCCGCCUGGUUUCCAAGCGAGCGCUCAUUGACCUCGGAUACCCUUAUGUCGAAGAGGAUAAUUCAAUCAUUGUUCAAAAGGCUCUAGGGCAAGAGAACAUCGACGAACUGUUGAAAUUGAGUGAAGACUAUAUGAAAGUAGAUCAAGAGGUCACCGCGGCCCGGUCUUCUGCUGGCGACUUGGUCGAGGAGCGAAUCGAGGAGCGGAAACAAAAGGUUAUUGAGGCACAUGUCGCAGCCCCUCCUCCUCCCCCCCCGAUGGUUGUUCCGGCACCACCUCCCGCUCCUGUCGUGGUGCCACCUCCUCCUGCUCCUGUUCCCGUUGCUGGCCCAGCGCCGGUUGUCGUGGAUGCAGCUCCUCGCAGUGCUACAGGGCACGUGGACAUUGUUGAUAAGACCGUCAUCAGAGAAGUAUCGCCAUCGCGAAGCUCCAGCAGCUGGGAAUCGAGCCACACCCAUCGCCACAAGCACCGUCACCAUCACCAUGACGAUGGUGCGCUUGUCGUCGUGCCGCGUUCUCGGUCCCGAUCUCGGACCCGCCGCGAUAUUCGCGCUGAGAUCAAGGCAUUAGAACGAGAGCUUGUUCACCGACCAAGGAGUGAGGUUGAACGCGAAGUGGUCCGAACGGAGAGACUACCAGACGGACAGCUUGUUGUUUACGAGGAGGAAGUUAAACGGACAGUGGCCCGCCCGAAACCUCCUCGGAUUGAGAAGGACAAGAAAGGACCACCGCCAGCUCUUGUCCGAGCCAUGUUGAGCACUCUGACCUGA